Molecule: messenger RNA, 4561 nt
Organism: Achroia grisella
Lineage: Eukaryota; Metazoa; Arthropoda; Insecta; Lepidoptera; Pyralidae
Exons: 15
Coding region: 1-3672 (1223 amino acids)
Molecular function (GO): protein binding
Source: RefSeq, a predicted model, not a curated record
AUGUCGACAAUAAAAGCUUCAAGUGAUAGUGAUGGUCCUAUAAUAACUGAUAACAUAAUAAGGAUUCAAUUGCGGAAACCUUGUCAAAGGAAACUUCGAACACGAAAUCUCUCUCCGGGGAUAAAAUUUCCCACGAUACAACUUUUUGAUUGCGACGGAAAUCUUCUCGUCGAAACAAAUAACGACAACAUAUCUAUAAAGAGCUCAGGUUUUGAUGAGCGCACUUUGAAAAUGAGUCAGUCAUUAAAAGAGAAAGAUUACAAACAUAACACAAAUAAAAAGUCAGGUAUAAGGAAACAAAAUACAAUAUCUGGCGGUAAAGUGUACACUCGUGUUUAUAUUCCUAUAUACGAUAAUGAAAUUAAAAUACGAAAUAGCAACUAUAGUAACAUGAAUUGUGAUGGCGAUAAUGAAUCAAACAUUCCAAGUAAACUUAAACUAAUUAAAACUAUUCCAUAUGUACAUACAAAUAGUUUAGAUACCACUCCAUAUCAAUCUGACGGUCUUAGCGAAGUAAGCAGUUAUAAAAGUUCAGACAACGAUACAUAUGACAGUGGACAAAAAAAAUCAAGGAAUAAUGAAUCAACAAUUGAAGACCGUGUAUGUUCACAAAAAAGUUACAAAAGUUCAUCGGUCUCAUCGUUAAGUGAAAUUGAUCAAAAUAUUAUACCACCCUUCGAUGAAAACGAGAAUACUUUGCGGUUACAUAAAUCGAAAUCUUUCAACGACACCUCAAGAGAUGAACUUCAUAACUACAGACCUAAUAUUGUGCAGCGUUCUAAAUCUGGUGUUAUGUACCUUCCCUCACACAGAAAAGAUUAUUUUCUUAAUACUUACUUUAAAAGUUUACCUGCUACAAGAAACCAUAAUCCGGAUUGGUUUACAAUACAUCAACACCCACCAAUUGAAUUUACGGGAAAUUCUCUCGCACCGGUGAAGCACAAAGAAUUGCCAAAAUUUCCAGCGGAUAAAUCGUGGCGCUCCUGUAAAAUAGACGAUAACAUGUCUGACAAUGAAUUCAUUAAUAUUCCAACGGACGAUGCCGCGGAUCGUGAAAUGAAAAAGCGUUUAAAAAUGUACAGACGUGGUCUAUCAGAAAUUGAAGUGAGAAAACGAAUCUUUAACACAUUCUCAAAUGACCGCAGACAUUCUGUUACUGGCGCAAUGGAGAUAGGCUAUCACACCUCAUCUUCUGAGAGUGUAGACGAAGCAGACUUAGUACUUAACCGGCUAAAGAGGAGGAUACUCAAGAACAAGAUAAGAGAAAAAAGACGAACUCUCGGAGAAAAGUUUCAGUUUAAUCGACAAAAGUGCAACGAUAAGGAGCAGUGUACAUCCGUAAAGCGGCGCCAUGAGGUCGGCGGGACCCACGUGAGGUCCCGCCACGCUAUGGGCUCCAACAUCAGCCAACACUCGGCCAAGGGACUGAAGGGCCGCCGCGCCAGAUCCAGCGGAGACCUGUGCAAUGGCGACAGCAAAAGUCAGACCGAAUCGUCGGUUUGUGGCUCUGUGGUGGGUGACGUCAUGGGGUGGAAUCGGUCACUACCGAACCAUCUAGACGGCAACCGACAUCUGGCGGAUUAUAGCAGAGUCAAUAAUAACUACGGAGAAUUUGCUACAUACAACCGUAGUCAUUCGAAAGGAAGAGGACUACGUUACAGGGUGUCUAAAUCUGGUUCAGAUGCAGAGCCUGUGUGGAAACUCCAAGAUCCUGGUUUCGAUCAAGGUUACGGUUCUGAACGAUCGCCUGAAGAUGACUACGUACCGCCUAUAAUUCCACCAAUCUCACUGGAAGCAUAUGAAACUGAGCUUCGUGCCGUCUAUCCCUUUAUCAAUGAUGAGAAUACAUUUACCGUGGUGGUGGAGAAGGAUGGACGAGGUUUGGGUAUGUCAGUGUGCGGGGGCGGAGGCCUGGUGAAGAUACGAAGACUGUACCCACCGCAACCAGCGUGGAGAACGGGACGCCUCGCACCGAGGGAUCUACUCCUGUCAGCUAAUGGAGUGCCUCUAGCUGGACUUAGUACUUACGAAGCUCUAGAGGUACUGCGGACAGCGUCAGCGAGGGUGGAACUCCGGGUAUGCCGGCCACCGCCGGACACAUUAGAGAGUGUCACACCGCCCGACCCACCGACACCGCCCACCCGCACCCCGCACCCCCCUAAUUUGCCGCCGCUAGACCCCCUCAACUGCCAUCCAAUGCAUGCCAGAUUAUCUCAAACUACCAGCAGCGCGACAACCUCCUCAUCGGAAGGUAGAGGGAGAAGAGAAGCGAGCCCGGAGGCAGAACGGCGCGACCUUCGACUACCGGAUCUAGGUAGACCUCUUCCUGUAUACGACGUGCAAUAUGGGAAUGACGGAUCUGUGGAAUUUGACAUAGUCAUGACAAAAGUGAACGGCUCGCUUGGAUUCACGUUACGGAAGGAAGAUCAUAGCGCGCUGGGGCAUUACGUGCGCGCGCUAGUGCGGGAACCAGCACUAAGUGAUGGCAGGAUACAGCCUGGUGACAGGAUAGUGGCGGUCAACGACACGUCAAUGUCAAGUAUGUCGCACGCGGAAGCUGUAGCGUUUCUGCGAGCGUGCGGCUCCGAAGUGCGACUACGAUUGUACCGGGACCACGCUGCGACGCCGCUCUCUCCGAUGUCGCCUAAAGAAGAGGGCCCUACAGAUUCCGACGGCCCAACCAAUAGGCCCAAACCACCACUCAGAGCUGAAGCAGUAUCAAUGCUGUGCGACUUGGCGGCACGUAGACUGACGCCUGACACCGUCGACGGCUCCCGUUCGCCUUGUUUGUCCCCGCGAAAAUUCCGCAAACUCACAAAAGAGACCAACCACUAUGAACAGCCAAACGAUGUUCCGAGUACCAUUGCGGUAACACAGUCGGAAAAUUCCCAAGUAGCUCAAGAGGUGAGACGCCCUCAGCGCGCGCAAACUGUGACACUCGCCAGCCCGACGGCUCCACCUUCUUGUAGAAAACAAAAGUUAAGCCUGACAGUGCCACCGCAUGGAUACGAGCUGAACAAUCUAGACAACGACGCUCUGGACGCGCCUAAUGUGUAUAAAGAAGAUUUGAGUAGGCAGCGAUAUACCGAACCAGUUUUCCCUGUGGACUCGGACGAGCCUGUGUCGAUGCCAGUAGAUCUGUCCAGUGAUGAUACUAAAUUCAAACACUCCAAUCCUGGAUACCAGAGUGCAGUUCUGCACUGUACUAGUAGUGAUACAACCGAUGGACAUAAGGAUGACAAUAAUGGCUUAAAGAAAUGGAAAGGAGUCGCAUUGUCGCCAGAUAACGAGAGGAAGACAAUGGAGCCGCCGCCGCCUAUGGUCAAGGAUAUCCAUACCGUCCAGAAGGAGAACAUCAAGCCUGAAGAUCUGACGGACGACGCCAGUACUGAACCUACAAUAGUGACCGUGGAACUGAAUCGUGGAUGGAACAGCCGACUUGGAUUUAGUGUACAAAGUCACCCAGAAUCAGGGCAAAGCUACAUCUCAGCCGUCUACAACGACAGUGUGGCUGCACGCGACGGUCGUUUGCAGCGAGGCGAUGUUAUAUUACAGGUAAACGACGAAAAUGUCACUUCAAUGAAGACCCCAGAAGUAAUUGAUCUCUUACGAAUACUACGAGGUUCUAUUUGCAUCACGGUACUGCGACCGCCCAACCCACAAACAACAUAGCGUGAUAACAACCUUAUAGUGUAAUAGACAAUUUUGGGACUAAGUGUAAAAUACUUCUAAGAAUCUCAAAUAUACCGCGAGCGUUCCUAUUCAAGAGUCGCCUAAAAUCCUAAAUCCUCCAAUUUAAGAAUCUAUUACAUGUAAUUGCAAAAUUAUAUUAGUUUAUAAAUAUUGUAAUGCCGAAGUUCUAUUUUUGAAUCUAAUUUCUUGUGUAGUGUUCUAACUCAUCAUAGCAAAAGAACACAUCUAGCUGCUAGAGACAUAAAAUUUUCUGUAUAUUGUGAGAUUAUUGUAUAUUGCCUGUUUACUAACGCACCUAAUCAUCAAAGUCAUUAAAUCUAAAUUACAUAAUUAAAUAUGCUUAAGAUUGAUAAUUAAUGACGAUUGAUGGUGCUAUCCACAAUCUAGAAAUAUUUUGGUUGGUUUUAAUCCUUAAAAAUGAUAACAUAUAUGGCAUAAUAUCAACGUUUGUAGGUAAAUCUAGAAAUCUAUGAUACAUUUAAUCACGCCGCCAUUGAUAAUUUCUGUAGUAAUAAUGCACAAUAAGGAAUGGCAAUUUAUAGCAAUGGAAUGAUCAUAAUAUAAAAUUAACAAUACAAUAAGCAGAGAAUAAUGAAUGGAAUCAAUGUAAUGUACAAAGUUCAAGUAUUCAAAUUAGAAACAGCUUCAUUGUUUAGCUUAAUUUCUAACUUCUAUAUCGAUACAAACAUUAAUACUUAAGGGUGAUGCCAUCUAUCAGGUUUUAUAUAUUUAUUCGCAGUACUAUUCAGCUCAAAAAUUUAUUUCAAUCCUUUAUCUUAUAUAAAAAAGUUGAAUUCACAUGUAAUUUCAGAAUUUAUUUGCGAUCAAUAGUGAGGUGAGAUAAACAAUACACAUUUUUCUUUAUUUA